Molecule: messenger RNA, 1683 nt
Organism: Phaethon lepturus (White-tailed tropicbird)
Lineage: Eukaryota; Metazoa; Chordata; Aves; Phaethontiformes; Phaethontidae
Gene: POF1B
Product: premature ovarian failure, 1B
Exons: 13
Coding region: 1-1683 (560 amino acids)
Biological process (GO): epithelial cell morphogenesis; actin filament organization; bicellular tight junction assembly
Cellular component (GO): actin filament; adherens junction; bicellular tight junction
Molecular function (GO): actin filament binding
Source: RefSeq, a predicted model, not a curated record
AUGGUAGUGAGCUCUGAACAAGAACAGCUACUGCUCUCCCGUGGCACUCGUAGUGUCGCAGCACCGCAGUGCUCCAGGACGGACAGAGCCCGUGGUGCGAGGCUCGGCGCGCGGCUCGGAGCUGCCUCGCCUGGGUCAGAGGAGGGCACUGUUCGAAGGAUUAUUAUUGAGAAUCCUGAUCAGGAGAAGCAGUAUCAAUUUUCCCACCAAUGUCAGAUUCCCCAGCAAGCCGACCAGUGCCAUGUUGCCCAGCCCUGCCAGCCCGCUGAGCAGUCCCAAGUCACUCACCAGUGCCAGCAGACACAGACCUGUAGCCCUUGUGAAAUAACUCCGGUGAGCGAUGACUGCAGAGGAAAUACAGUGAGGAGAGUAACAGUUCAAACGUGUGAACCGGAUCUUUCCCUCUUGCCAGUCAAGCUGCUGUUCGGCAGCACGUGCGGCCAUGCGCUGCGAGCAGUGAAGGCGGCUGCCUCUCGCAGCCAGGGCAGGGAGGGAAGCCGAGUGAACAGACUGCCUGCACCUGCAGUGAACCAGGCCACAAGAGUCACUGGAACCCACGGUACUUGUCAAGGCAUUGCGUAUGUGGCAGAAAUACUGAAUGAAGAUAUUGAAGAUUUAAUUCCCAAAGGACUGUCUGAGGCAACAAAGCAGCAGAUUCGUUAUCUCCUCCAGAUGAGAGUGACAUCCGAUAAGUCUUUGAGACUUGUGCUUUCCACCUUCAAAAAUUUGCGCGAAGAGCUUUGCCACUUGCAGGAUGACCUGGGGAAGUUAGAAACUGACAGUGUCUUACUUAAGAAGGAUUUGGCUUUUAAAGAUUCUCAAGUAAAAGAAUAUGAAACCAUGUUGACUUCUCUGAGAGAGAAUAAUCGUCAGCAGCAGCAAGGCCUCAGAGAGAGUACUGCAAAAUGUCGCUCUCUGGAAGAACAGCUCCUCUCUCUUCGGCUCAGUGAGGGAGAAAAGGAUUGUCAGCUAAAGGAACUGGAGUACUGCAAGCGUGCCUUGGAGCAGGAGAUCCAGAGCCUUAAACUACAGACCUGCUCUAGUCCAACACUGCAGACCACCACAGAUGAACUCUCCAGCCGCUACGUAGAGAUGAUCAAUAACUUGAGAGAGGAUAAAGAUCGCGAGAUCCGCAGUCUUAGGUCUCAGUUAUGCCAGUUCCAGCAAGAUAUAUCAAGAAGAGAAGGAAGUAACAGUGACUUGCAAAUCAGGCUGCAUGAACUGACAACGAUGUUGGAGGAGAAAGAUGCUUUUAUUAAACAACAGCAAGAGGACCUCUUCAGAUUGAAGCAUGAGAAAUUAUCAGGCAGUCAGUCUCCCGGUGUAACAGCUAUCAUCACUAAGAAGUACAGGAAUCAGUACCCUAUUCUGGGUCUCCUGUCUGACGACUACAAGGUUACAUCACCUGUCAAUAAAUCACAAACUAUUGUAAUUGAGAGGACUGGAGAGAUAUGGAAACACCUACAUUCCUCUCUCCUCACGCUGCGAAGUGACGAUACAAAUUGGAAGUCCCCUACAAGCUGCAUGGUUGGUUUCCACACAGACAGAUUCACAGGUUGCCGCUUUAGCUGCUGCUGCCUAUUGAAGCUGAAGCAAACCCCAAAACCCACCUUCAUGGGGGCACGUCACAAACGCCUUGCUGAAAAACGCUUACCUUACGCCAGCCUGUGUACAGGAAGCUAA